UUUUGACUCAGAAAGGACCUAAAACAUCCAGGGAACUACAAGUAAUUAUCCCAAAAUUCAGGGGUACCAUUGCAAUUUUAGAAUCUACCCUGCAGCCAGGAACACCUCAGCGACCUCGAAGAGACAAAGAAGAGCCAUAGCGUCGUCACCCACCAAGAACUCACCAGAAGCUCUCACUCUCUCCCCCUCACAAUCUGCCACAUAUUAUCUCAAAUCUCCCAUCUUCAAUUCGCAAUCCACUCCUGUCCUUCGCUCGCUCUGCCCACCAAAAUGCAGGCCGCAUCAGUCUCGGCUCACUCCCUGUUCUGCCCCAGUUCGGCUCACGCCCACCGGACCCUUCAGUCCUCCGCCUUCCAUGGCGUCUCCUUCAAGCCAACCCUCCGCUCCUUCACUCUCUCCACCCGGGCACGGAGAUCCCUCACCGUCGUGGCGGCGACCAAGAAAGCCGUGGCUGUGCUGAAGGGCAACUCCAAUGUCGAGGGCGUCGUCACGUUGACCCAAGACGAGGGCGGUCCUACGACAGUGAAUGUUCGAGUUAUUGGGCUGACUCCGGGACCUCACGGGUUUCACUUGCACGAGUAUGGAGACACGACCAAUGGCUGCAUUUCGACUGGAGCGCAUUUCAACCCGAACAAUAUGACGCACGGUGCUCCUGAAGAUGAAAUCCGCCAUGCGGGCGACCUGGGAAACAUAAUUGCCAAUGCUGAUGGGGUUGCAGAGGCAACUAUAGUAGACAAUCAGAUUCCAUUGAGUGGUCCUAAUUCAGUUGUCGGGAGAGCUUUCGUGGUCCAUGAACUCGAGGACGAUCUUGGAAAAGGUGGGCAUGAACUUAGCCUAACCACAGGGAAUGCUGGAGGAAGACUGGCAUGUGGUGUGGUGGGUCUGACUCCAAUCUAAUGUUCUAUGCUCCAUGCCCUGUCAUAGAGGUUCUGUCCUUUCAGCCGGGCUUCCAUAUAGAGUCUCGUGUUAAUACUUGUCGAGCCAGAUUUUAGUCAGCAUGUGAAACUAUGGAGACUCCUUGUUCAUCUGCAGGAAGUAUGAUUGUCGUAGGAACACGUACUAAAAUAAACCGGUGUAUCAAUUCUCAUGGGAGAACAUUUUCAUUUUGCUCAUGUGAUGAAUAAGAAUUUUAUUAUCUGGUUUCAAGGUGCUCAUGUUUGAGAUUUA
Messenger RNA from Punica granatum (pomegranate), 1167 nucleotides. The record is from RefSeq and is a predicted model, not a curated record. Lineage: Eukaryota; Viridiplantae; Streptophyta; Magnoliopsida; Myrtales; Lythraceae.